Molecule: messenger RNA, 2723 nt
Organism: Xyrauchen texanus (razorback sucker)
Lineage: Eukaryota; Metazoa; Chordata; Actinopteri; Cypriniformes; Catostomidae
Gene: tomm70
Product: translocase of outer mitochondrial membrane 70 homolog A (S. cerevisiae)
Exons: 12
Coding region: 174-1913 (579 amino acids)
Molecular function (GO): protein binding
Source: RefSeq, a predicted model, not a curated record
UCAGCUGCCCAAUCGCAGACAGCUUGAAAGUAGCACUUAGUAGCCAAUCCGAACGCAGGAGGCGGGAAAAAAAUACUUUUCAGAGCAGUGACCUCUCUCUUGGUUGCGUGUGCACGCUCGUGUGGUAGCUUGUGCGUGAGCUGGGCGCUGCUGCUGCUGCUGCGUGGUGUUGGAUGAUGGCUGCGUCGAAGUCCGUAGAGCCACAGUCCGGGAGUGGACUACCCCGCUGGCAGCUGGCACUCCUCGUAGGGACUCCAAUUGUCCUCGGCGUCGGAGCUGUGUACCUCUGGAACCGAAACCGUGGCAAGGACAAGCAAGGGAAACGGAAUGGAGAGAGGAAAACUCCUGAAGGAAGCGCUAGCCCCGUUCAGGGCCAGCACGGUGCGACCAACCCAGAGCUGGAAAAUAUGAAUCCCCUUGACAGAGCACAGUCUUCUAAGAAUAAGGGCAACAAAUACUUCAAGGCUGGCAAAUAUGAGCAGGCGAUCCAGUGCUACACAGAUGCCAUCGGCUUGUGCCCCAAAGAACAGAAGGGGGAUCUAUCCACCUUCUAUCAGAAUAGAGCUGCAGCCUUUGAGCAACAGAUGAAGUGGACAGAGGUGAUACAAGACUGUUCUCAGGCAGUGGAGCUGAAUCCUCGCUAUGUGAAAGCCCUUUUCAGACGUGCCAAAGCACUAGAAAAACUGGAUAACAGGAAGGGGUGCCUUGAAGAUGUGACGGCAGUAUGUAUUCUAGAGGCUUUCCAGAACCAGCAUAGCAUGCUACUGGCAGACAAGGUGCUGAAACAGCUAGGAAAAGAGAAGGCCAAAGAGAAGUACAAGAACCGGGAGCCCCUUAUGCCAUCUCCUCAGUUCAUUAAGUCAUACUUUAGCUCCUUCACUGAUGACAUCGUCUCACAGCCCCUACAGAAGGGGGAAAAGAAGGAUGAGGAUAAAGACAAGGAGGGCGAGGCCGCAGAGGUUGCAGAAAGCUCAGGCUACCUUAAGGCUAAGCAGUUUAUGGAGGAGGAGAACUACGAUAAGAUCAUCAGCGAGUGCACAAAGGAGAUUGAGUCUGGAGGCAGGUACACAGCUGAAGCUCUUCUGCUGAGAGCCACCUUCUACUUGCUGAUUGGCAAUGCUACAGCUGCACAGCCUGACCUCGACCGUGUCAUCAACAUGAAUGAUGCCAAUGUCAAGCUGCGUGCUAAUGCACUCAUUAAACGUGGAAGCAUGUACAUGCAACAGCAGCAACCCCAGCUCUCCACACAGGACUUUAAUAUGGCAGCUGAGAUCGACCUCCGUAAUGCAGACGUCUACCACCACAGGGGACAGUUGAAAAUUCUGCUGGAUCAGGUAGAGGAAGCUGUGGGAGAUUUUGAUGAGUGUAUAAAGCUUCGACCAGACUCUGCACUUGCUCAGGCCCAGAAGUGCUUUGCACUGUACCGACAGGCCUACACUGGAAACAACCCAUCCCAGGUUCAGAAAGCCAUGGAUGGUUUUGAGGAUGUCAUUAGGAGGUUUCCAAAGUGUGCAGAGGGCUUUGCUUUGUAUGCACAGGCACUAACUGACCAGCAACAGUUUGGUAAGGCGGAUGAUAUGUAUGACAAGUGUAUUGAACUAGAGCCUGACAACGCAACAACAUAUGUCCACAAAGGUCUAUUGCAGCUCCAGUGGAAACAGGAUCUUGAAAUGGGCCUCGACCUCAUUAGCAAAGCCAUUGAAAUUGACAACAAAUGCGACUUUGCUUAUGAAACUAUGGGAACCAUUGAAGUCCAAAGAGGCAACCUGGACAAAGCUAUAGACAUGUUCAACAAGGCCAUCAACUUGGCCAAGUCAGAGAUGGAGAUGGCUCAUCUCUACUCUCUGUGUGAUGCUGCUUAUGCCCAGACUGAGGUAGCAAAGAAGUAUGGGCUCAAGCCUCCCACACUAUAACUCUUGGUUCCUUCCAUCACAUUCUACUGCCGGGCCAGAGUACACAUCCCAUUACCCAAACAUGAUAUAUUUUUUUUUAACUCCAUUAUCAAUUAAAAGGAAGGCCAAACAGGAUCUGCUGCCAUAUGUUUACACCAUUUUUGAUUGGAGGACUGGAAAGUGGCACAGAAAAGCAUGGGGGAGUGGAGUGUGGAGCAGCAAAAUUAAAAAAGAUUGAGAGAGAAAGAAAAGCGAGUGAGUGAAAGAGACUGAUGGCUGCUCUUUUGGAUGUCAAAUCGUAAGUGGAUUAGUCCACAUCUUUAAGUAUGGUCCAGACUGUCUUACAACUUAUGAGCAGUACUCAUUUGCUUAUUUUCUGUCUCCCUUGCCAUGUGGUGUGACAAAUGUGAAUCUUUGAUUUAAUUUACUAUCAGCAAUGGACAAAAGUCUAUGUUCAGUAAUUUUACUUGAUUUUUUUUAAUUAUUAUUUUUUUGCUCUCAAGACACCAGAUUCCGUAAGUUAAGUCCAUGAACACCAUCAGCAGGGACUGCAUUAUGGAUUCAUGGUUUAAUGCUGUAAUGUGAAGAAGUUUUGUCCUUCACUGUCAUAUGCUAGCAAUCUAUUUUUGUUAUUGUUGUAUGGGAAAUGCAGGAUUAAAAUUUUAGUUGACAUGUGUUUGUGUAAUAAAUCAUUCUGUUCUUAAUGUUUCACUGCUGUUGAUGACACUGUUUAUAAGAAUUGAGUUAUAUCAAUCUAAAGUUUAUGAAAUCAGACCACACAGUGAUUCAUUUUGGUGUUAGUUUACAUAGUUUAAAUGGAGGUGGAGGUGG